Molecule: messenger RNA, 1520 nt
Organism: Liolophura sinensis
Lineage: Eukaryota; Metazoa; Mollusca; Polyplacophora; Chitonida; Chitonidae
Product: protein unc-93 homolog A-like
Exons: 3
Coding region: 179-1402 (407 amino acids)
Source: RefSeq, a predicted model, not a curated record
ACUCAAGCUGGGACACAUUCAGCAACUUCUACAGAACUGCUGGCUUACGAAUGUGGUAUCAGGUGAAUUGCGUAGGAUUUGGCGGCCAUCUUGGUGACGUUUCCAGCCAUUAAACUCCACAUCCAGGCUUGUGAUGAUUUGAAAAUCUCUUUUGUGGACCAUCUAUUCCGACUUAACAAUGGCGACGACAGAAAAAUCGCCGAUCCGAGACGAAACUUACUUCGGGAACCCAGAUGCUCCGAUAGAAGACGAACAUUUAGACAAGUUUUUACCUCGCAAAACUGACGAGACGUUUGACGCUGGAACAGAUGCCGAGAAAGGCUUUGAUUCCAAAUGGUGCUACUACAAACAGGUGCUGGCCGUUGGGCUCGGCUGGAUGUUUCUCUUUAUGGCCGUGCUUACUCUGAGGAAUUUACAAAGCAGCAUGAAUCACAGGGAAGGACUUGGUCUUAUCACCAUGGGAAGCUUCUACGGUGGCAUGAUGAUUGGUUCGUUUAUGUCAUCCGCGAUUGUUCAAACGCUCGGCCCUAAGAUCACUCUCUCGGUCUCAGCGGUUUUUCAUGUGACUUUUGUAGCUGCGAAUUUUUACCCCAGUCUGCCUCUAUUGGCAACAGUCGCAGCUGUGGCGGGAGUUUCUCAUUCCUCGUUGUGGGCGGCACAAAGCACAUAUAUCACAGCUCUGGCAAAAUCCUUUUGCAAAAAGUUUCAAGCUUCCUAUGAAAACAUUCUGGCGCGCUUUUUUGGAUUAGCGUUUCUUUUCACAGAAUUGUCUACGGUGCUUGGAAAUCCCCUUGCGUCUUUGCUCCUGAGCUUGGAAUCCACGAUCGAAUCAGGUAAUUCCAGCGUCGCUAAUGGACUGGAGGUAUUUGUGUCACAAAACAGCAGUUACAAUGAUAUAAACAGUCACAGAAAUCAUGAAUCAUCGCUGUUGUAUCAAAACUCAUCCCUACGCCAGAUGCAUUGUGGGCGUCAUUAUUGCCAUUCUUUUAAUUCCGACAACUCCAAAAUGGAGAUCACUGCUUGGACACGAUUUGUUGUGGUUGGAGUUUUUACCGCCACUGCGGCUCUAGCUCUCAUCAUUUUCAUUGUGACAAUAAAGGACCGCCAUAUUUACUCUCGAAAGCCAGGAUGUUCCGAUCUCCCCAGAAAGUUGACGGGAACAUUGCAGUCUAUCUUGGACAUCAAAAUGGUGCUGUGCAUCCCACUGAUAACAUUUUUUGGCUUCCAAAUGGCAUUCGUAUCUGGAGACGUUGUCAAGGCCUACAUCACGUGUUCCAUGGGUAUUCAACAAGUAGGAAACUUAAUGCUAUUUUAUGGCAUCCUGGACGCAUUUUCCGCUAUUGCCGCUGGCUGGCUUAUGAAAUGGGUUGGCUCCUUCGUGAUAUUUACUUCCGGUAAGUAGACACGUUGAACGGGAGGGAAUAAAAGAAGCUGUGCGAUGUAUAUAAGCUUACAGCGUCUAACAUUAUUUGUGCUUUUGAUUGGUGUUUUACGCCGGACUCAAGAAUAUUUUACUUAUA